This is a messenger RNA of Rosa rugosa (rugosa rose), 1777 nucleotides long. RefSeq names its product beta-1,3-galactosyltransferase 7. Gene Ontology annotation, molecular function: beta-1,3-galactosyltransferase activity. Bases 109 to 1311 code for a protein of 400 amino acids. Gene Ontology annotation, cellular component: Golgi membrane. The transcript is spliced from 11 exons. NCBI's taxonomy places the organism in Eukaryota, Viridiplantae, Streptophyta, Magnoliopsida, Rosales, Rosaceae. The record is from RefSeq and is a predicted model, not a curated record.
UGAGACCCCUAUAAAUCUCACUGUCUCUCUCCAUUCACUUUCAGCUUCCUCACAACUUCUUCUUCUCUCUUUCUUCUCUUUCUCUCUCUGAAAGAACACGCAGGGAGUAUGAAGAACCGAAGCUCCAGCAAGAUCUCCGCAAAAUGGAUUCCCAUUUUCUGCAUACCCUCUUUCUUUCUCGGCAUGCUGAUCACCAGCAGCAGAAUGUGGGCAGUACCUGAAUCGAACGGUCAGCUCAUUUCGACUCGUCGUCAAGAGCAAGAGCUUCAAAUUGUAUCUGAAGAUUGCGAAACUAAGAAGAAGCUUGGACAAGAGAAGGAUGUGAUGAGCGAAAUCUACAAAACCCACGAGUCAAUUCAGCACAUCAGAUCUCUAGACAAGCAAAUGGCGUCAAUUCAGAUGGAACUAGCGGCAGCUCGGAGUUCUAAAGAGAUGGGGGUCUCUGAUGACUCCACCGCCACGUCAGUAUUGCAGAAGGACAAUUCAGCCAAGAAGAAAGCAUUUAUUGUUAUUGGAAUUAACACUGCUUUUAGUAGUAGGAAGCGGCGAGAUUCGGUUAGAGAGACUUGGAUGCCUCAAGGGGAAAAGCUACUACAGUUGGAGCGUGAGAAGGGGAUUGUUAUCCGUUUCAUGAUUGGCCACAGUGCAACAUCCAACAGCAUUUUAGAUCGAGCCAUUGAUUCAGAAGAAUCUCAACACAAGGAUUUCCUCAGGCUGGAACACGUUGAAGGUUAUCAUGAGUUGUCUGCCAAAACAAAAACUUUCUUCACCACUGCAGUUGCAAAGUGGGAUGCUGAUUUUUAUGUCAAGGUGGAUGAUGAUGUACAUGUCAAUUUGGGCAUGCUAGCUUCAACUCUUGCCCAUCAUCGUUCAAAGCCUAGAGUAUACAUUGGCUGCAUGAAAUCUGGACCUGUUCUUGCUCAAAAGAGUGUUAAGUACCAUGAACCAGAGCACUGGAAGUUUGGUGAGGCGGGAAACAAAUACUUCCGACAUGCAACUGGACAGAUUUAUGCAAUCUCCAAGGAUCUAGCUACAUACAUCUCCAUUAACCAACCCAUAUUGCAUAAGUAUGCCAAUGAAGAUGUGUCUCUUGGUUCGUGGUUCAUUGGUCUUGAAGUUGAACACAUUGACGAGCGCAAUAUGUGUUGUGGCACUCCACCAGAUUGUGAGUGGAAGGCACAGGCAGGUAAUGUGUGCAUUGCAUCAUUUGAUUGGAGCUGCAGUGGUAUCUGCAAGUCAGUGGAGAAGAUUAAAUUUGUUCACGAAAAGUGUGGUGAAGGGGAUGCAGCUGUUUGGGGUUCAUUGUUCUAGAUCACUUCCCUUUGUAGGGUCUUUGCUCUGAAAACAAACAAGUACAUACAAACCGUUCAAUUGUGAUCACAUCAAAUGCAGUAACAGUAUUGAGAUUAUAGUGGAGGUGGACAUGUCCAAGAUAUUGCUUCUUUGACUGUCAGGGAAGACUUGACGAGCCACUGCUCAAGUUGUGCCGAAACUGUUCAUCUGAAGUGUUGACGUGAAUUUGAAGACACCAUUUGUGUUUCAAUAUGUCUUCCGAUUGUAAUUCAGCGAGGUAGGAUAUAAGGGUAUUUAUACAAAUUAAUAGUUCAUUUAUUUUAUUACAGUUUUACAUAGGGUGAGAUAUGUUGUUAUGUAUUCCGUCCUUCCACUGUUACAGUAGAAUUACUAAUGUAAUGCACAAAAUAGAAACAACAUUGCUUUCGCUACAUUUUUCUUGUUAUGUGAUGACACUGAGAUUGAUGGAUUUCCUAUUUCUGAA